AUGGCUGGUUAUUCCUGGACCGAGGAGGAAAAGGCUCUUGUAGUCUGGUUCGCAUCUAUCGGGCUCACUCACUCAACUAUAUCCCAACUCCUCCGGCACCGCAGCUUUGACAGAUCCUUGACGGCAGUCCGGAACAAAAUAGCUGAGCUCCGCAAGGAGUUUGGACUUGGGUGUGCUUCUAAUAAGCUAGACAUUUGGGCGGUCGACAAUUGGAUAAGACAGUUACCACUUAACUGUGAUCCUCCUUACUUGCUCAUGCCUACACUGCUUGACCAGCAAAUCAUUAUGGAGUAUAGUGCACUGGAAUUGAAGUUCUUCCCAUUUAUUAUCUCCGCUAUGGCCUCUCAGAAAACCACCAUCUCUGAUGUAUUCACUAAUGAGCUGAUAUAA
This is a messenger RNA of Penicillium soppii, 390 nucleotides long. RefSeq lists its product as uncharacterized. NCBI's taxonomy places the organism in Eukaryota, Fungi, Ascomycota, Eurotiomycetes, Eurotiales, Aspergillaceae. The transcript has 2 exons. The record is from RefSeq and is a predicted model, not a curated record. The coding region runs from base 1 to 390 and encodes 129 amino acids.